Cetraspora pellucida is the source of this 121-nucleotide messenger RNA. The record is from the annotation of a GenBank genome assembly. NCBI's taxonomy places the organism in Eukaryota, Fungi, Glomeromycota, Glomeromycetes, Diversisporales, Gigasporaceae.
UGAUACUCUAUCUGUAUCUCCAAUUGUUAAACAACUUUCAACUCAAGUUCCUAAUUCCACUAUUCUUUUUCCUUUAUUCAAUACCAAUCUUACACCAACUACUAUUAUUUCUCAUUCUUAA